Molecule: messenger RNA, 3520 nt
Organism: Gasterosteus aculeatus aculeatus (three-spined stickleback)
Lineage: Eukaryota; Metazoa; Chordata; Actinopteri; Perciformes; Gasterosteidae
Source: RefSeq, a predicted model, not a curated record
AACAAUAAACUUUACUUCCGGGUCAAACCCGCUUCGAACUUCAGAAACCAUAACAGCAUUCCGGUGCGUUCAAGUCCCAGACGUCCCCGCCGACACAUUCGAAUUAACCGAUUAAGCGGUUUAACGGACUCCGCUCGGACAUGGCCGGCCUCCCCCCCGGAGACCCGCAGCUCGUCUCCAUGAUCGUCGGCCACCUGAAGACUCAGGGGCUCUUCGACCAGUUCCGGAGGGACUGCCUCGCAGACGUUGACACAAAGCCAGCUUACUUGAACCUGAAACAAAGAGUGGACAACUUUGUCUCCAACCACCUGUCCAACCACACGUGGAGUCCUCAUCUGAACAAGAACCAGCUGAGAAACAACAUCCGCCAACUUGUGCUGCAGUCCGGCAUGCUGGAGCAGGGAGUGGACAGGAUCGUGGCCCAGGUGGUGGAUCCCAAAGUCAACCAUCUCUUCAGGCCGCAGGUGGAGCGGGUGGUCCGGGAGUUCCUGUCGCCCGGCAGCUACUCGGAGGAGCCGCCGCUGCCGCUUCCUUCGACGGAGACCAAACCUGACGUCAGCGACCCGGAGCAAGCCUCCACCUCUGCGCCGGCCACCACCUCUGCCGGCGACGCCAUGUCCAUCCUGGACACCAUCACCUCCCUCAACCAGGAGGCCAGCGUCAGGGCCGGCUCGGACAAAGGACGCAGAGGCCCAGACGAGCUCGCGCUGCCGGCGGAGGACGGCGAGAUGGACAUGAGUGUGGACGAGGAAGGAGACGGCCACCAUGACGGGAGGACGCUGGAAGAGGCCCGGGAGCCGGCGGCGGAGGUCCAGGCGUUAGAAGUGAAGACGGAGGACACUCAGGAACACAUGGAUCUGGGAAAAGAAGCGUUGAUGGAGGAGGUGAAGAUGGAGGAGGAGGAGGAGUCUGGAGCUCAGGAGCAGACCGAGGAGGAGAGAGAGAGCGCGGCCAGCAAAACAACAGGAAGACCCGCAGAAGAGAAGCGUGAUGAUGAUGAUGGUGGUGAUGGUGAUGAUGUGCUGACAUCUACGAGUCAGGCCAAGCAGAAAGACCGAGAGAGGAUAAAAGAAGAAUACCUGCUGGAGGACUCGGACCUGGACGGGCUGAGCGACAUCACGGUGAGCUCCGUCCACACCAGCGACUUGUCGUCGUUGGAGGAACAAAGUGAAGACGACGAGCUGCUGUCGGAUUCUUCUGAAGAGGGAGAACUUCAAUCGGACGAUCAAGACGAGGGAGCAGAAAAGAGAGAAGCCGGCGGCGACGCAGAGGAAGAAGAGCGGAAACCUCGGCGCAAGGCGUACGUGCACAAGCCCUUCCUCUACUCCCGUUACUAUAGCGACUCGGAUGAUGAGAUCACCGUGGAAGAGCGUCGGAGAAGUGCGGCGAAGGACAAAGAGGAACGGCUGCUGAAGAGGCAGCAGAACCGAGAGCGGAUGGAGGAGAAGCGCAAGCAGAAAGCCGCGCAGGCGGAAGAACAAGACCAGAGGAAACAGAAGGGCGGAGCCUCUCUGGAGGGCCCGAGAGCCAAGGAGGCUCGCAAAGAAAGAAAGGUCCUGGAGAAGAAGAUGGCCCUCAACAGGAAGAGGAAGCUGGACUCGAGGAAGGACGGAGAUGCUCCAAGCAGGAGGAGAGGAGAUGCAGAAGGACCCAAGAAAGCCGAAGUGAAAUCCGCGGCCCUGAAGCCCCCGCAACCGAAAUGCCUCCGAAUUCUGUCGGAAUGUGCCUCUUCCGACGAGCGGCCCAGAAGGACGAGCGGCAGCGCCUCAGAGGACUCCAGCGAGCCCAAGAGGCUGUGCGACAAAAGCCGGACUCACUCCUUCAUCCUGGAGCUGGAGCAAGGCUCCCAGGAGGCGCUCAAGCAGCGCUCCGUCGGGAAGUUCGACCGGUUCUCCCGUAAAGAACUUCACCUGAAAGAACGCAAGGAGAAAGAACGCAGCGCGUCAGACGAACGCGCCAAAGCCAAACAGAAGCAGGAGAAGAAGUGUGAACAUCAGGCAGAUGAAGCCCAGCAGAAGGAAGGUGCUGCUGUCAAAGGGACCCCUGAAGAGAAAGGUGAGAAGAAACUUAAGAUCAAAAGUGAGAAGAAAAUGGCUCCAACCACCAGAGAAGGAAAGCCGCCUUUGUCAGAAGGUGUCGCAGAUGAAGGUCCUAAAGACGCUUCCGGCAAGAAGUCCAGAGCUGCGUCUGUGGAGGCUGUCAAAGCCGACAAGGACAGGAGUAGGGAGAAGGAGAAAGAUAAGAGCAAAGAAAAGGAGAAGGCCAAAGGAGAGAGAACCUCGGCGAGGAGUGACCAGAAGCAGCUCCUGCGUGUUGAUUCCGCCUGCUCGUCUGAGGACAUGGAGCCCGACAGCUCCAAGAAGAAAGAGAAACUCUCCAAGGAACCGCUGAAGAGGUCCAAGAGCCACGGCGAGGACCGGCCCAAAUCCAAAAGCGACAAUAAAGACGGCGAGAAGGAAAAGACAAAAGCAGAUCAAGACGGCCAGAAACCCGUCAAGAGCAGCUCUGAAACGGAGACGAAAAGGGCCAAGACGUCCGAUAGAGCGAGAACCGUGGAAAGAGCCAGAUCCAAGUCCAAAGAGGAGACCAAGACUCUGUUAUCGAGGACUGACAGUAAAGCUCCGAGCGCCUGCAAACCCGAGAAGAAGGUCAAUGCGAAGGAGCAGAGGGGCUGCGAGGAGCCUCUGCAGGAGCUGAAGAGUGGAAAGAAAAAAGCGGAGAAGAAGGACAAAGUCCCAGAAAAGAAAGACGUGAGGACAGAAGAGACGAAGACUCCCCCAGAGGACACACCGGAAAAGUCUUUGCUUUCCUCCCCCGAUGAAGAGGAGCAGCCGCAGAAAGGCUCCUUCCUCCGGGACGCCGGCACGGACUCCGACCCCGUCGCCGCCUCCGACGACCCCCGUGACGCCCUGAGCGACGCCCUGAGCGACGCCCCCCCCGAGCCGCCGGCCGACGCCCUGCUGGCUCUGAUGGACGUCUGCACCUCAGCGGGGGCCAGACUCCCCCCCGGGUCGACCCUGCAGGAGGCCGACCUGAAGAUGAAAGAGGCGGCUCUGACUCUCCUCUCCAUGGAUCCCGAGAGCACCGUGUCCUCCACGACGGGCCGGCGGGGGAACCACGGCCCCCCAGGGCGGAUGCAAACCGAUGGCGCCGAGCCAGGAGAGCCUCCGGCUGAUGAGGUCACGGCCUCCGGGGACGAGCCGAGCGCUGCAGAUCCGUCUAAUUCUGAGGAGGAAGUCGGGACGGAGGAAACAUCCGAGCAGCGUUGCUGUGGAAACCCGUCAUUUCUUCAGCAGCAGGAGGACAUCACCUCCGCUGAGAAUGAAAGCUGAAAGGUGCAGAAGCCCGUCCCGAGGGAAGCGGCCAACGAGCAGGAACGAGGGACGAAAGCAGAGACGCGGAGACCCACGAGCAGGCAGAGGAAGAAGCUGAGGACGAGCAGGCCGAGGUGGACGACACUGUAGGUGGAGCUGAGAGGGAAACAGCGCAGGAAGAAACGGAGGAGAGGAAUCCACGAACU